Molecule: messenger RNA, 2475 nt
Organism: Naegleria gruberi
Lineage: Eukaryota; Heterolobosea; Eutetramitea; Acrasida; Naegleriidae
Exons: 2
Coding region: 1-2475 (824 amino acids)
Source: RefSeq, a predicted model, not a curated record
AUGUCUUCGAUAUGGCGUAACUCUAUGGGUUCAAAUUCGGGUGGAAAUACAUCAUCAAAGAGUACUAAAAAUCAAUCUUCAUCAUCAAAUAAUAUACAAUCAUCAGCAAUACCCGGAUCAUCAACAGUUUCGAAUGCCAAUCCUUCUCAACAAGCUUCAACAAAGAAGACAACAGGAAACACUACAACUAAAAAGAAGAAAACUAAAAAGAAUGAUGAUAAUACAUCGGUAAAUACAGGUUCUACAUUCUUUGCCACAUCAUUCAUUCCAAUGCAUUCAGCCUCUCUUCUGAAAGGAAUCACACCAAUUAUGCCCGGGCCAAAAACUGUGAAUCAAGGAUUUUUAACCAUGUCCUCUGCUCCUUCUCUUCCUCCAUUUCCUACCGCCAAACCUUCUCAAUCUCCAUCCACGACAGCAACAACACCAGUCACACCACCUACAACCACUACAAUUCCAAAAGCAGCAACUGCAUAUGAUUCCGAAGAGGAUUUGCCAAGUUAUAGUAGUAAUUCAAGUGAUCAAUCAGAUUCGAGUAGUGAUGAUAGUAGUAACUCUGAAUCAUCAGACUCCUAUAGUUCUGCUUCUGAUUCUGAACUAAAAAAGAAAAAGAAGAGUAAAACUAAAAAAUCAACAUCAGCAAAAAAGAAGGAUGACAAGAAGGAGAAAAAGAAAUCUAAAAAAAAAGAAAAAAGGGAAAAUAAGGAAACAACUCAAUCCAAAACUCAAACUGUUAAAACUGUGGAAGAGGAAAAAAAGGUUGUAAGUGAUGCUAAAAAAGAUCAAGCAAUUAUGCCACCACCAAAACCAGUGGUACAAUCGGAACAACCAAGUAUUACCACUAGCUCUUCAACCAAUACAACAACGACGAGCUCAACUCCUGUUGCCACUGAUAGUUCAACUAAUAGUUCAGCAAACACUCCUAGUAGCACAGAGCCACCAGUAAGAACUAAAAGAAAGUACACCAGACGAAAGGAUAAGGAAGCAGCAGCCUCUACUGCAGCAACUACCACAAAAGAUACAGAAACUCAAGGAAAGAAGAAAAGAAAAAAGAGAGAAGUCAACACAUCGGAACCAGUAGUUUCAGAUAUAAUUUCUCCAAAAAAGAAACAAGCUAAGAGCAAGACACAAAUAGUAGAGCAGCCCACAGAUCAAAACUUGGAUCUUACAAUUUAUGCAACUGAGGAUGAUGACAAGUUAUUUUUCAUGGAUAGAAAUGAACGAUCUAUUAAGAAGAAAUUGGAUGAUAAUGAUUUAUUUUAUGGAAAGAAUUACAAUCAUGAAAUUUUAAGGGAUGAAUUGGUGGGAAUUCCAUGGUGCUUUGUAAAAGAGUCAGAGGUGAAUGGGGCAGAGAAGAGCAACUCAAUCCAAUGUACAACAUAUCUCGAUGCUGUUAAUCAGGAGAAUCAAUUUAUUCUCCACUCCUCUGCACAUGAAGUCGAGGAUGUGGAAAUGAAAAAUACGAAAGAACAAGUUUACGAACCAGUAUCUAUUCAAGGAAUGAAUGCACUGAUACCAAUUGAGUUGAUUCAAAAUCCUGAUUUAUUUAAAACAAUAUUUAGUAUGAAUACUUGGAAUAAUGUGCUAAAGGAGGAACAUAGGAUGUUUUUGAAACAGUUUUUACCUCCAUUACUAACAUCGAAGUCAAACGAGUCAUCACAUCAACAUAACGAAACUAUUGAGGAAAAUAUUCCAAAACCUACCACCACUGUCGAAGAAGUAAAAGAAGAGCAGCUUACUUCUAGAGAAGCAGAAGAAAAAGAAUGGCAAGAAUUGAUGAAUGGAAGUGGAAUGCGUCACAAGAAGAAUCUUUCAACAUCAUCACUUUCUCAAUCCUCAAAACAAAACGAUUCAACAUGUAAUUCUAAGAAAUCAACAGAUUCACCAUUGCUUGUAAAAACUCUCACUCAACUUUUUAACAAAACUCCAUUCCUAUUCAAUCAUGAAAAUGAUUUAUCAAAGUUUGUAAAAAGAGUAAGAAAUGGCCGCUAUCACCCUACUGUCCAAUUGGAAAAACAACAAAUGAAAUAUCUUCUCUCUAUUAAUUUGAGAAUGGAAUAUCACUUAUAUAUUGAGUGUGAGCUACUUGCCAGACGUAGAUUAUCAGCCCUUCAAAAGAUCAACACUCUAAAGCUUGCUCUUCCACCUUGUAUGACAAAACCAAAUCAAGCAACAUUGACUGCCAUCGAAAAACGAAAGCAACAACUCUUUGAGAAGAAUAGUAAGAUAGCUCUUCCUCAAGUGCAAAAUUCAAUGUUUAUGGAACAACAACAAACUCAAAUGGAACCACCAACCAGCACAACACCUUCUCAAAAGAAGGAAGAAGUUGAGAAAUCAAAAGUUACUGCCACAACAACAGCACCAGUUGUUAAGGAAAGAAAGAAACCAGGUCCAAAACCAAAGAAAAAGAAAGAUCCUUCGACAGAUGCAGCUGCUCAGUUUGAGUUUGUUAAUUUCAAAUCCAAAGCAAGCAAGUAA